CGCGCCUCGUUUAAUCCGCUCAGUAAACAACAAACAGGUCAGCGGCGCGUCGUCAUUUCUCGGUGCGAGCCGUCGCUCAGCGGACGUUGUUGGACAGCGGGUCGUGUUUCCGCCUCGAACACCGACACAGACCGAGCUCAAUGUUCGCAGAGAAGAUGCUGGUGUCUCCGUGGGAGCGCUGGUUCUCCACCAGCUGCUGCCUGUGCUGCCAUGUCCGCACCGGAACCAUCAUCCUGGGGGUCUGGUACAUGCUCAUCAAUGCCGUGGUGUUACUCAUCCUGCUCACGGCACUCAGUGAUCCUGAGCAGUACCACCUGACCAGCGCCGAGUUGGCUAAUGACCUGGAUGUCAUGGAUGAUGCAAACAUGUGCAUCGCCUCUGCAAUCUCUCUGCUCAUGAUACUUAUAUGUGGGAUGGCGACAUACGGUGCAUACAAGCUGCGUGCUGCUUGGAUUAUCCCCUUUUUCUGCUACCAAAUAUUUGACUUUGCCCUCAACGCCCUGGUGGCCGUCAGCAUCGUGGUUUACCCAAACACUAUACAAGACUACCUGCAGCAGCUGCCUGAUAACUUCCCGUACAAAGAGGAGGUCGGCGCUCUCAGUAAUGUGUGCCUGGCCCUCAUCGUGUUGCUCUUCAUUGGCUGCAUUCUUGGCUUCAAGGCCUACCUGAUCGCAUGCGUGUGGAACUGCUACAGAUACGUGAGCGGCAGAGGUGGUUCUGAAAUCCUGCUUUAUGUUACGACCAACGAUACCACGGUGCUGCUUCCUCCAUAUGAUGACAACGUCAGCGUCCCUCCCAAACAGGCUCCUCCAGCCUACACCUGUGCUACAGCAUGAAAACAUUCCCAGCCUCCUGCUGUUGAUAAUGCACCACACUGCCUCUUCCGUGAACAUUUUAUUCCUAAAUCUAACGUAGCAUACAGAUGUCCAUAUCCAUCUUAUGUCCACAUGCAUUCACCACCACGUGACCUGCCGUGUCUCCCUGGUAUAACUGACAAACUUAGAUCUUCCUCUGUUCAGUUUCGGGUCGUAUCAUUCCUGACAUCUCUCAGUAUUUUUAUGCGUUUGGAUCCUGGUGAAACAACAAAUAGAUGCUGUAGAAAGUUUGGCAAUAUAUAUUUUUAAUAAUCAUUUGUGCUGUGUGUCUGUAUUAGUAUCAUGUAGUUCCUGUAGAGACAUGUUUGUCUUAUGCACUAAUGCAACCGUGACGAGCUCGUCGUCCACCGUAAUGAAGCGUCAGAGUGUGAGACGUCAUCGUGUGUUUGCUUUCGUCUCUGCUCGUGAUCAGGGUUGAACUGCCUUCGUUCACAACUUUCUUUCUACAGAGGUGCACUUUAUCGGCUCACGUAUGAAGCGUCACCUGAAAGUUUCCCAAAGAGAAGUAUCUGCCUGUAUUCUGACAUGAACAAAGAGCAGCCUCGUGCACAUCAAACGUAUCGCCCUCUUAGAUGUUCUUUCUGCUGCAAACACUAAUGUGUGAUCACAAUCAGUAGUGUUGAAUUGUGUGUUAACCUUUAAAUGUGUGUUUUUACUGAUCGACAAGAAAUGUCUUCGACUGAUGCAAGUCUAUUUUUAAAGCAAAGA
Nematolebias whitei (Rio pearlfish) is the source of this 1583-nucleotide messenger RNA. RefSeq names its product lysosomal-associated transmembrane protein 4B. Gene Ontology annotation, cellular component: lysosomal membrane. The transcript is spliced from 7 exons. The record is from RefSeq and is a predicted model, not a curated record. Bases 141 to 836 code for a protein of 231 amino acids. Lineage: Eukaryota; Metazoa; Chordata; Actinopteri; Cyprinodontiformes; Rivulidae.